Doryrhamphus excisus (bluestripe pipefish) is the source of this 1254-nucleotide messenger RNA. RefSeq names its product RAD51 associated protein 1 (gene rad51ap1). Gene Ontology annotation, molecular function: single-stranded DNA binding; double-stranded DNA binding. Gene Ontology annotation, biological process: double-strand break repair via homologous recombination; interstrand cross-link repair. NCBI's taxonomy places the organism in Eukaryota, Metazoa, Chordata, Actinopteri, Syngnathiformes, Syngnathidae. The record is from RefSeq and is a predicted model, not a curated record.
UAGCAUUCAAACGGAUGUCCUUUGUCGUCACUUCUCUUCCUUCUGGCGGGCGGCUUCAAAACAACAACGAAGCAACAACAAGAGUCUUUACGCUGCUACAAGUCCGCACAAAAUGCUUUUAUUGCGUCGAAUAAUCGAACGCUAGCGUUUCCAGGUGCUUUACUACUUUAGCUAGUGAGCGGCGCGGGCUGGCUAGCAGGCUAGCAGCAAGUGUCGAUUAACGGAGUUAAUUUGUUAGCGCAGAAAUGGAGCGACCGUCGAGGAAGACGAAGACUGUCAAUUACUGCGAGACCAGGGACUUUGACGACGAUGACGACGACUUUGCCAGCGUGAAGCCCCCGCCCAGUAAAAAGCCCAAGGAGGGGGGGCUGAAGCAACAGGAGCACAAAAAGCCCUCAAGCCAAGAGUCCAACUCACCAAGUCAGAAGGUGGACAGAAACCAUUUAAAUGAGACGCCGCUGACUCGGGAUCUGGAGGCUGCCAUCACGCUCUCACUGCUCAAUAAUCCAGACGGGAUUCCCGGCGGGAAAGAAGCAGACGAGAACACGGAGCCCCCCUCCCUGCACCGCUCCAACUGCAGCGUGGACUCAUCCCUCUUGGGAUUGGAUACAAUCUCAUCGGAGAAAGACGGCAGACGGAGAAAGGCCGUCCAGGAUGAUGAAGACGACUACCGGCCCAAACUGACGCCAGAUUCGGAGAGUGACGACGCUUUCAGCGAGGGGGCCGAGAGCGAGGAUGAGGAACUCACAGUGAAGAAACCCAAAAGGAAGAAGACGACGACGACGAGCAGGAAGGAGAAGACUCGGGAGCGUCCCGUCUCUAAAGAGGAACCACCAAAAUUGAAACCGCAGCCAAGAACAGCAGCGCCAUCCACUCGCGCAAGGAGCCCCCCCACGCUUCAACUCGCCACCAAAAUCCCAACUCCGACAGCCAAUCUGCCUAAAGCUGCAGUCUCAAUGAGCCCAACAGGGGGCAGAAUUCCCAAAUGGAACCCACCAGGCCAAAUCGGGAAAAGUCCAUCUUCAUCCCAGAGUCCCCCAAUGAGGUCUCCGGGUCAGGGUCUGCGACUGGGACUCUCCCGUCUUGUACGGGUCAAGCCUCUCCACCCCAGCGUCGCCACCACUUGACACCAGGAAUCAAUCCGCUUUUAACAGCCGCUUGUAAAUAUUUGUUUUUCCAAUAUCCUGGUUUUAUUUCAAAGAUGCCAUGGAAUGUCUCUAAUGUGUACAGCGUGUGAAAAUAAACUUUGAACCA